This is a messenger RNA of Aspergillus niger, 1698 nucleotides long. RefSeq lists its product as uncharacterized. The transcript has 5 exons. The record is from RefSeq and is a predicted model, not a curated record. NCBI's taxonomy places the organism in Eukaryota, Fungi, Ascomycota, Eurotiomycetes, Eurotiales, Aspergillaceae. Gene Ontology annotation, molecular function: dipeptidyl-peptidase activity. Bases 1 to 1698 code for a protein of 565 amino acids.
AUGCCGAAUCCCAUCCGCGAAGACAUCACUACCCGGGAUGAUACAUCCUUCCCCUACAUUUUCGAGCAAAAUGUCACCAUUGCUCUGAAAGAUAAAUCGGGCCUUGUCCGAUGCAACGUCUACCGGCCCAAAAAGCUGGAGAAAGCCCCGGUGCUAGUCACCUACGGGCCCUACGGCAAAGACAUUCCGUACUCGGACUUUCAUCCGAAGUCAUACAGCGAAGUCAACCCUGAGCACCACUCUGCCCAUUCAGCCUGGGAAACUCCCGACCCUGCCUUCUGGACUAAGCAUGGCUACGCUGUUGUCCGGGCGGAUGAGCGAGGCACUGGCCAGUCCCGCGGAAAGUUGGACACCAUGUCCCGUGAAACAAGCGAGGCUUUUUUUGAUGUGGUCGAAUGGGCAGCCGAACAGCCGUGGUCUACUGGUAAGGUAGGACUGCUUGGAAUUAGUUACUAUGCUGGAAGUCAGUGGAGAGUCAGUGCGCGGCAACCCAAGGGCCUGUCGUGUAUCAUCCCGUGGGAGGGCAUGUCCGACUACUACCGCGAUCGCUGCCGACACGGAGGCAUCCUUUCGAACGCUUUCAUCAAGUUCUGGUGGGACCGCCAGGUAGAAGAGUUGGAAGCGAAUCGUCAGGACCAGACGAUCGACAAUGUCAACAAUCGAUUCCGGGAUGAUUUAUACUAUGCCAGUAAAGAGUACACCAUGUCCGACAUUCAGGUGCCUCUUCUGUCUGUCGCCAAUUGGGGUGGAAUUCUGCUGCACUUGCGGGGUAACGUGGAAGGCUGGACUCAAGCAGGCAGCGAGCUGAAGUACCUGCGCUUCAUCACCGGUCGCCACGAUCUGCCAUUCUACUAUUCAGAAGAAGUGGAAAUUCAGCGCAGCUUCUUAGACGCCUUCCUCAAGGGCGAGGAUCGCGCCGGAUGGUCCACCGGAACAGCCCCGAAGGUUGAUCUAGUACUCCGCAAAGGAGACAAGCAAUUCCCUCGUCGCACUGAAAAUGAAUGGCCCAUUGCCCGCACCCAAUACACGCGAUACUAUUUGACUUCCAAGCAAGAGUUGGUCACCACAGCUCCGCAGGAGCGCCCGGUCAAGAUCACUUAUCGUGCUCUUGGUGAUCUGGAGAACCCACAGCUGGUGCAGUUUACCACGCCACCUUUUGAAAGCGAAACAGAAAUCACCGGGCACAUUGUCGCGCAUCUCAAUGUGUCAAUGAGUCCUCAGCCAGGCUCUCCCACUCCGCAAGACAUCGACCUUUUCGUCACGCUGCGGUACAUUUCGCCCGAGGGCAAGGAGGUGUUCUAUACUGGCACGGCGGGAGACCCAGUUCCUCUUUGCAAGGGUUGGCAGCGUGUCAGUCUGCGUAAGACUGACCCGGAGCACCCUCGCCACCGUCCCUGGCUCCCUCAUCGCAAUUAUUACUCCACGGACGUGCUUCCCGUCAUCCCGGGAGAGGUCUACCCGGUCGAUGUGGAGGUGUGGCCGACCAACGUAGUAGUCGAGAAGGGAGGAAAGAUCAUCCUGGAGGUCGCAUCGGGCGACACACAGGGAUGUGGAAUAUUCCAGCACAAUUCUCCUGUAGACCGAUCCCCGGAGCGAUUCCACGGUUUCAACCAUAUCAACUUUGGCCACGGAGAUAACUAUGUCACAUUGCCGAUUAUUCCCCCGCGGGGCUGGCUGGAGGAACUCCGCAGGAAGUAG